CUAACUCCACUCAUCCUUUUAUUUCCUCCCAGGCCAGUAUCUCUCUCAUACCCCUUCCCCUUCACUCAACAUGACUCUAAACUCCAAACAAUUCCUCUCCACCCUCUUCUUCUCCCUCUCGAUACUUUUCAAUUUUCCGGCGCCGGCGACACCCCAAGAAUGCCCAUACCCAUGUUACCCGCCACCGACCGGGGCUGGAAACAACCCACAAACGCCACCUUCAACCGCCUUAACUCCGCCCUCCCAAACAGGGUUCUAUUAUCCACCUCCUGCAGCCUUUGUUAACCCUCCACCUAGUGGGUAUUUCCCCUACUCGCCCCCUAGUACUUUCGGUAUCUCCCCUCCACCCCCUGAGUCAGUUGUGCCGUGGUUUCCGUACUACUACAGGAAGCCUCCGUUUCAGUCCGUUGAUCAAUCAUCAUCAAAUGCCGUUCGAAGAUCAGCGAUCGUGAUCGUGGUGACCCAUGUUCUCUGUUUUCUUAUUUUCCUUUCUGUUUUGUAGAAAAUGAGAAGUAGGAUCUCAACUUUGGUUUGGGUGGAACUCUCCAUACCCAUAUCCUCAUUAUUCUUCCAAACUUAUCUUUGUGGGUCCCUUACAGAGUGUCAUUAAUAAUCGAAACCCUUAAUCUCAUCAAUUUCACAUAGAAAA
Rhododendron vialii is the source of this 649-nucleotide messenger RNA. RefSeq lists its product as uncharacterized. Bases 71 to 502 code for a protein of 143 amino acids. NCBI's taxonomy places the organism in Eukaryota, Viridiplantae, Streptophyta, Magnoliopsida, Ericales, Ericaceae. The record is from RefSeq and is a predicted model, not a curated record. The transcript has a single exon.